UGUGCUCUUGGUGUUUCCAAGUCUGAGUUCAGGACACUGCGCUUGAUUCAUUUCGUACUUGCACUGCCGAUGUAAUUCGUUUCGAAAACCUUUUUUGUUUGUUUUUUUUGUUGAAUUUCAACUGCGUAGUUUACAGUAACUACAAUAACCUUUUUUUUGUGGUUACGUCUUUGAGUCUCGUGUGUUCUGUAUGUUAAAAUUCCAACACAUGCAUUUAACUCGAACUUUAUUUAAUAGUAUUAGAACUUUUGGAGAAAAGUCAUUUAACUUGCAUUCCCGGCGUCAUGUCUUGCAUGCACGUUGCUCGAGCGUGCUCCUACGUUAAUGGCAGAACGGCUUCAUUCACUUUAUCGGUUCCUGUGGCGAUAAAGUCUUCCGUUUGGUGGAAGUCUUCGCAGGGCUGCGCGCGCUGCCCCGCGGGACCCUGUCGCCGUUUGGAGUGCGCGGGUCCGCAUUGUUAACCAGCUUUACACAUGCAGAUCGGGACGGGAAGUGUUCGUGCCUUCGUUUAGCUGCGUGCGUAUUGACGACGGGCGCAUUUCCCAGACCGUAAUCCACGCGCACGUAGACUGUUUGGUCCGAGCUUGGCCGUGGGCUGGCGAGGGUUCGGCGCAGGGGAGGCGGAGUGAAUGAUUAUAGGAACCGACCCAUCUGAAUUAUGUCCUUGCGCUUAAUUAACCGCCGGUUGUCCAAUGCGUCUGCAGCCUGCGGUUCCACAGGGAGUUGCUGAUCGGGUCAGAUGGAUCGUGGUGCCCACCGCGGCGGAGUCGGUUCAGUGGUGCUGAUCCGGGAUCCGGCGACGAGCGAUCGGCCGGACCUGGACCUGCCGGCUGGGGCCAUCCUCUCCCUGGAGCAGAUCCGCACCGUCCGCUCCUGCAAUGAGUACACGGAGGGCCCGGCGGCGCCGCGGCGCUGCGCCCCGGUCCCGGCCAAGCGCGAGCGGACCCACGAGGUGAUCCUCGUCAACAACAACAACUACGAGGCUCACUGCCCGCGCCCGCCGCCCCUACACCGCUCCACCAGCUCGGGUAGUUCGGGCAGCGCCUCGUCGGAGCAGGGCCUCCUGGUGCAGUCGCCGCCCUCCCGCCCCGCGCGCCACUGCAGGGCGGAGCGACCUGUCCGGACCCAGCCCAAAGCCCUGGGCUCGCCCGCGCAGCCCCUGCUGCUGGCCGACGCGCUCCUGAAGCAGGCGGGCGCGAACCCCCUGCCUGCCCCUCCUCCUCCACCGCUGCCGCCCGGCCCGCCGGCCCACCAGACUGGGGGCAAAGGCAGGGCAUGGCCCUAUUCGCCGCACCGCUUCCUCUGCGAGCGCUGCGGCAAGUGCAAGUGCGGCGAGUGCACGGCCCCCCGGGCGCUGCCCUCCCGGCUGGCGUGUGACGGCCAGUGCCUGUGCUCGGCCGAGAGCCUGCUGGAACAUGGCACGUGCAUGUGCCUGGUGAAGGGGCUCUUCUACCACUGCUCCAGCCAGGACGACGCCGGCGACUCGUGCGCGGACCAGCCGUGCUCGCUGUCGCGCGGCCGCUGUGUGCCGCGCUUCCUGUGCAUGGGCCUGUUGGCGCCCCUCUUCCCCUGCCUGCUGUGCUACCCGCCGGCCAGGGCCUGCCUGCGCGCCUGUCAGCUCUGCCACGACCAUCUGCACCGGCCUGGCUGCCGCUGCAAGAACUCCAACACCGUAUACUGCAGGCUGCAGGGCUGGGCGGGGCCGCAGGGAAAGCCCUCCUGAAGCCCCACCCCCCGGGGUGUCCAGAGGACACACUAAUACGGAGGACAGACGGGAGGAAGAGGGCUGAUGAUGACGAUGAUGAGAGGAGACACUGUUGUGUAGAGCGCGGCUCCUCUCUUCCCCGCCCACUCUGCUGCUGGAGAAAGAAAAUCAAAACCACUUGUUUUUCCUGUUUUGUUUUGUUAAUGUGUUUUUUUUUGUUUGUUGUUGUUGUUGGUUUUUCCGUUUUCUGUUCAACAGAUUUUCUUAACAAGCCAGUGUUUGCCUUACCUGACUGUGGGACUGUUCAGCUACUCAUUAACGUAAAGAGCUGAAAGAAAGAAAGGUGUGUGUGUUUAACAUGUGUUUCACAUACUGAGCUCUGUAUGCCGUCAGAGGUGUGUGUGUGUGUGUGUGUGUGUGUGAGAGAGAGAGAGCAUGGACUGGUGCUGCCAGGGAGAAAGAGCACCCUCCUACCAAAUCUGUGAAGGACUAUCUAGCCAGACCAUAAUAUGUAGCUGUUACCAGAUCUCCAUAGCAACCUGGUAUUGUUUGAAGAGGGUUGCAGUAAACUGGGUUCCUGUGCCUCUUUGGUUUCCAAGGAAAUGACCCUCCCUCUUAUAGUAUUCCCAGCGCUAUUUCUAAUGGCAUUCCGGACAGAAUUCCGGACGGAUGUCUUUCCUUCACUCCAAACAUCGACUCAAACACUCCGUGGCAUUCUGACUUUUCCCCCCUCAUAUUUUUGUAAAUUGUAUGUUCAAAUUCAUAAGAGGAUUUCCGGCUAUUUUUUAAAAGAAAAUGUCUGUUAAAACAUUUUUGUCAUUGUAAAAAAAAUAUUUAUUAAGUGAAGCUCUAUUAUUUUAUGAUAUUUAUUGCAAAAGACAGUCUUAGAUUUACUCAUGUCUGAAUAUAACAAAAUAUCAAUACUGAAAAAUUAAAGGGUGACACAAAAGAAAUGCUAUGUUAACUUUACUGCAGAAAUAUAUUAAUUAACGAAAAAUA
Molecule: messenger RNA, 2704 nt
Organism: Electrophorus electricus (electric eel)
Lineage: Eukaryota; Metazoa; Chordata; Actinopteri; Gymnotiformes; Gymnotidae
Source: RefSeq, a predicted model, not a curated record